CUGUAAAUGAACGCUCAGGUUAGCAGCAGUGAGCUCCCGACAUCCUUGUCUUUGCUGCUUUUGUCUUCUCUGAAGCUUGCCGAAAAUGUCAGUUGCCAGCCAGGACACUUAUGAUCAGGGAGAGCUUGAAGAAGAAAUCAUUCUAACACUGGUCCCAGCCACGGAAGAUCUCACCUUAGAAGGCCCUAUAGCAGAAUCUUUAACCACAGAGCUCAAGCCAGAAGCUUCUUGGGACACCAACCCCUCGGUGUCCCGAAAGCCCGACCCGUCCCUGCCAGACGUCCUGCCUCCUAUUCAUGAGGUGUCCCGGAACACACUUCGGGAAUGGUGCCGCUGUUACCAGUUGAGUACGGAUGGCAAGAAAGUGGAAGUCUACAAGAGACUCCAACAAUGUUCAUAUUCUGAACAAAUAUGCCAUAUUCCCCAAACAUCUCGUGAGGCCAGACUGAAGCCCAUUGCGAAAAAAACCAACAAAGCAGUCAUCGAAGGACCCAGACCUCGAGGUUUGAAGAGGAAGAGAGAGGAGGACGAGUCCGGCGAAAAAGUUCCGACUUCAGAAAGGGAGUCCGGCAUAGUAGAAGUUCUGACUUCAGAAAGGGAGUCCGUUUUUGCAGCCUGGGGAAGAAUUACCAUGCGAGCUUCUCAGCCUAAAGCUGAGAAUCGCCAGCCUCUUCCCUCUAAAGCCAAAGCAUUUCUGCCCCCAGUCACCGGGUACAGGUGGUGUGUCGUCCACGGCAGGCAGCUCCCUGCCGAUAAGGAAGGCUGGGUUUGCCUGCAGAUGCACGCCGGUCAGACCUGGGUUCCAGACAGUUCCCAAAGGAUGAUACCUCUCUUCAUUUUACCAGCCUGUGUGUUCCCAUCCCCUGGAGUGGAAGAUAAUUUGCUCUGCCCUGAAUGUGCCCACAGGUAA
Alexandromys fortis (reed vole) is the source of this 910-nucleotide messenger RNA. It is a transcript of the gene Dppa2, whose product is annotated as developmental pluripotency associated 2. The coding region runs from base 86 to 910 and encodes 274 amino acids. Gene Ontology annotation, biological process: system development. NCBI's taxonomy places the organism in Eukaryota, Metazoa, Chordata, Mammalia, Rodentia, Cricetidae. The transcript has 6 exons. Gene Ontology annotation, cellular component: nucleus. Gene Ontology annotation, molecular function: chromatin binding. The record is from RefSeq and is a predicted model, not a curated record.